Molecule: messenger RNA, 1487 nt
Organism: Impatiens glandulifera
Lineage: Eukaryota; Viridiplantae; Streptophyta; Magnoliopsida; Ericales; Balsaminaceae
Product: E3 ubiquitin-protein ligase MIEL1
Exons: 10
Coding region: 454-1272 (272 amino acids)
Biological process (GO): ubiquitin-dependent protein catabolic process; protein ubiquitination
Cellular component (GO): nucleus
Molecular function (GO): zinc ion binding; ubiquitin protein ligase activity
Source: RefSeq, a predicted model, not a curated record
AAAUUUCUUGAAUUUUCGUUUUGUUUAAUGCGAGAGGGAGGGGGCAUUGAAUGCGAGAUAACGCAUUCUCGCUCGCUUCAUAACAAGUCGCAAUCUUGAUUCUUGAGUGGCAAAUCAAACACAAUUGUUGAUUUUGCGCAUCAACUGUUUGUUUAAAUGCCACAACGAUCUCCUUCAUAAGAUAGAUUUCUUUCCAUUCUUCUUUUGCUUCUAAUUUCUAGUUUCUUGAUCUGUAGUUUCAGAAAUUCUCUUGGAUUUGAAAAAAAAACCCAUAAUUUAUUUUGGUUAUCCAUCCAUCCAUCUAUCUCGGGCACCAUUCUGUUAAUUAUUAUUCAAUUCUUUAAGAAAUUUCAUUAUAGUUGAAGAUCAGGUCAACUUGAUGCCAUCUCCCAUUUGACUGCAUCUUCCCAAAUCCUUGCCUUUCUCUUCGGAGUUUCUUUCCUUUUUCAGACCAUGGAUGGCGCAAGGAAUGAGCGCCUUGAUUAUGGGAAGAUGGGUUAUGGAUGCAAGCAUUACAGAAGGAGAUGCAAGAUCAGAGCACCCUGCUGUAACGAGGUGUUUGGUUGUCGCCAUUGUCACAAUGAAGCAAUGAAUUCAUUGAAAAGCCCCGUGGAUCGUCAUGAAAUUAAUCGAUAUGAUAUUAAGAAGGUCAUCUGCUCGGUUUGUGACACAGAGCAACCGAUAGCCCGUAAAUGUUCUAGUUGUGGAGUUAACAUGGGAGAAUACUUUUGUAAAAUAUGCAAGUUCUUCGACGAUGAUAUUGAGAAGAAGCAGUUUCAUUGUUUUGAUUGUGGGAUAUGCAGAGUUGGUGGUCGCGAUAACUUUUUCCACUGCAAGAAGUGUGGAUCGUGUUAUUCGAUUAGUUUGCUUGAUAAUCACUUGUGCGUGGAGAAUUCAAUGCGACAUCACUGUCCAAUUUGUUAUGAGUACCUAUUUGAUUCGUUGAAAGACACGACUGUAAUGAAAUGCGGGCAUACAAUGCAUUGUGAAUGUUACGACGAGAUGAUAAAGCACGACAAAUAUUGCUGUCCCAUUUGCUCGAAAUCUGUCAUCGAUAUGUCCAGAACCUGGAAGAGGAUUGACGAAGAGAUUGAAGCAACUGCCAUGCCCGAGGUCUACAGGAACAAGAAGGUUUGGAUACUUUGUAACGAUUGCAACGAUACAACAGAAGUAGCGUUUCAUAUACUCGGGCAUAAAUGUGGGAAUUGUCAAUCUUACAACUCAAGGAUUAUUCGAGCUCCGGUUCUAAACCCCCACUCACUGACAGAAUGAUGAUAAUAUCUUACGCCUUCGAUUUCCUUAUUUUAGUACAAAAGGAAAAUCGUAGACAAUAGUUAUACUACUACACUUGCACAUGUAAUCAAAUCAAUCAAUAUUAAGUAGUGGACUUCAAUUCAAAUAUGUUCUCUUUGAUAGUGUAUAAUGUGAAAGAAAUUCAACUGUUUUUCUGUUACCUUUUUAGUCUAAUAUCAAUUGGAAAUUUUCGA